Chaetura pelagica (chimney swift) is the source of this 870-nucleotide messenger RNA. Its product is annotated as pre-mRNA-processing factor 39-like. Gene Ontology annotation, molecular function: protein binding. The transcript is spliced from 6 exons. The record is from RefSeq and is a predicted model, not a curated record. Gene Ontology annotation, cellular component: commitment complex; U2-type prespliceosome; U1 snRNP. Gene Ontology annotation, biological process: mRNA 5'-splice site recognition; RNA processing. NCBI's taxonomy places the organism in Eukaryota, Metazoa, Chordata, Aves, Apodiformes, Apodidae. The annotation marks the transcript as partial.
AACCACCUCCUGGCUGCCCGCAGAGCCUUUGAUGCCUUCUUUGCCCACUACCCCUACUGCUACGGGUACUGGAAGAAAUACGCCGACAUGGAGCGACGCUUCGACUGCACCCGGGAGGCCGAGGAGGUGUUUGAGCGGGGCCUUCAGUCCAUCCCCCUCAGCAUGGACCUCUGGAUCCAUUACAUCUCCUACCUCCAGUCCACCCUGGACAUGAAUCUCCCUGAAUCCAUCCAGAAAAUCCGGGGCGUCUUCGAGGCGGCGGUGGCGGCGGCCGGGAUGGAUUUCCGGUCGGACAAGCUGUGGGAACUCUACGUGGAAUGGGAGCGGGAGCAGGGAGACCUGCGCGCCGUCACCGGCAUCUACGACCGGGUCCUCUCCAUGCCCACCCAGCUCUACAACCACCACUGGGAGAAGUUCAAGGAGCACGUCCUCCACAACCCCCCAAAAGACAUUUUGUCCCCAGAGGAGCUUCUCUGGGUCCAAUCCAAACUGGCCACCGAUCCCGUUCCGAAACCCCCGGAGCCGGAGGGGACGGAAGCGCCGCCGGGAGAAGACGCUGCCGCCAGCGGUGAUGGGAAAAAAGCAGCCGAGACUCACGAGGAUUUAGACCAGGAGAAGAUCCGGGAGCUGGUGAUUUCCAUGCGGCAACAGAUCUACGCGCAGAACGAGGCGGAAGUCGGGAAGCGCUGGAACUUCGAGGAUGGGAUCAAACGUCCCUACUUCCACGUGAAGCCCCUGGAGCGGGCGCAGCUGCGGAACUGGCGGGAGUACCUGGACUACGAGAUGUCGGCGGGGUCGCACGAACGCACCAUCGUCCUGUUCGAGCGCUGCGUCAUCGCCUGCGCGCUCUACGAGGAGUUCUGGAUCAAG